Penicillium paradoxum is the source of this 2217-nucleotide messenger RNA. RefSeq lists its product as uncharacterized. The coding region runs from base 1 to 2217 and encodes 738 amino acids. Gene Ontology annotation, biological process: regulation of DNA-templated transcription; DNA-templated transcription. Gene Ontology annotation, molecular function: DNA binding; DNA-binding transcription factor activity, RNA polymerase II-specific; zinc ion binding. The transcript has 5 exons. The record is from RefSeq and is a predicted model, not a curated record. Lineage: Eukaryota; Fungi; Ascomycota; Eurotiomycetes; Eurotiales; Aspergillaceae.
AUGUGUCAUGCGGAGGAUGAGUACAGCCUCCACACCAACAUGAAGCGGAAUCGCAUUCAAUUCGAUGCUAAUGGCGAGUCUGUUUCUCCUCCACAAUGUGCAUUCACACCAGAGGAUCGCCCUCACCAUGUCCCGAAGAUUUCGCGGCGGAUAAGAGCAUGUACCGAGUGUAAGCGGCAUAAGGUACGCUGUGACAUGAAGGCAAGUGACUCAGUGUGCUCCCGGUGCCAACGCAUGGGACUAGAGUGUAUUGUGAACAAAAGUCUUCAAACAUUACUCGAGGAUGAAGCCGAUUGGAAAUCAAUGAUCGAAUCAGCUAUGACAGACUUACUCAGAAAGUCACAACUACCGGAGCUAUCAUAUUAUCAGGGAGGAGGUGGUUCGAUCGAGACACCUUCGAACAAGCGAGCCCGGAAAGACUCCACCGUUUCGAUCGAUGAUAGUAGACCUGCGCAUUAUAAUAGAACCGAGUCGAUCGACGAUGCAUUAAGAAAUGGUACAUCUUCAAGGUCAAACUAUGGAUUCUCCCAACAGCAGCCACGAUAUGCCCUGGACCGCGAGGAAACUGGCGCAGCCUCACUGGUCACAGCCCCGAUGGGCAGUCUAUACGAGGUGACGCAGCUCAGUGAAAACCGCGAGAGCUCGCCUGGACAACAACUCGCUCCAGAUCAGGUAUUAGUCACUGAUCUCAUCUCGCGCGGAGUGGUCGACAUCCAGGAAGCGGAGGAGCUGUUUUUCCCAGUACUCAACCGCUACCUGUGGGAUGGAGCCUUGCUACCACACAAAGACUUGACAUCCGUCCGACGAUCAUCAUCAAUGCUCUGUGCUGCCAUCCUGGCCGUCACCGCGCUUCACAUGCCAACCAAGGAACGCGUGUUUGAUACAUGCUAUACCGAGUUCGCAAGAUUAGCCUCAGAGUCCAUGUUAGACCAUCAUCAUACUUUGGAUGAUAUCCGAGGACUGUGUAUUGGAGCCUUUUGGCUUGCAGAUGUUAGUUGGAAGCUCUCUGGCUAUGCAGUCCGUAUUGCAACGGAGCGCAAUCUCCAUCAGUUCUUUCGCAAGGCCACACAGGGAUCGCCAGAACACUUGGAGCAGGCGAGGCUGUGGUAUCUCCUCUAUACCUUGGAACAUCACUUCUCUAUUGCAUAUGGCCGACCGCCGAUGAUACACGAAGAUGCCAGUAUCACCCAACAUAAUAUCUUGACACAGGGUCCAUCUGUAUCACAAGGAGAUCUUCGACUCCACAGUCAGGUUGAUUUAUUCAUCAUUCUCACUCGUAUAUAUUUUUCAUUCGGCCCUGAUGUCGAUGUAGAGGUCCCCGAGAGCGAUUUCCCUAAGAUCGAUCAAUACGAUGUUGAUAUAGGGAAUUGGAAGUCAGCAUGGCUUCCAAGACUUGCGGGGAGCCGUUAUGUCGGCGCAUAUCCCUACAAGGCUGUAUAUAUGCACUAUCAUUUUUCUCGGCUCCAACUGAACUCAGUCGCCCUACGCACAUACCACUCAUCGACCUCCUCAGCAAAAAUGUCAUUCGAACGCAGGAAGCGUGCUAACCUAGCUGUUGAAUCAGCCAUUGCGACUCUCCAGGUUUGCCUGGACGAGCGAGAUAUCCAAUUGGCACUCGUCGGCGUCCCACUAUAUCUCCACAGCAUGAUUACUUUUGCAGCAGUCUUCCUGCUCAAAAUUGCCGCCAAGAUUUGCUCGAAUGGAGCCAUCCCCGGGAGCCAUGGCAAGCGAACCUCAAUUGCCUCGGCAGGACUCAAUGUUGACGUGAGCUAUGUGCGUGUUCUUGUCGGCCGGGUCGUGGAUCUCAUGGUAUCCUGUAGCCAGCGGGCGAGUGAACGUCAUCUAAGCCACCACAUCGCUCGGGGACUCCGCAAGAUGCUGACGGGGCUUGAGGAAUGGGAGAAGCGCACUACUGGUAGUCAACAAUCCAUGGGACCAAGUUCACAGGAACCUCUCUUCAAGCCAGUGGUGAUUCCAGGAGCCCAGACGCUGGGUGAACGUGACACGAUCUUGAAUCACCCGCCUCCAUUGCUUGGAGUGGCGCCGCUGUCCGCUGAACGCAGUAAUGGGUUCGAACCUCCCUUGACACCGGGAAAGCAGGAGACUGGUCUGUCUGAAGGCUCGAUUGAUCCUAUGAUGGCGGAUUUGUGGGGAUUUGACGAGGAUUAUUUCCCCACAGGAGUGUUUGACUUCCUUCAGAGUCAGAUGCCGGCGUGA